Cladocopium goreaui is the source of this 246-nucleotide messenger RNA. NCBI's taxonomy places the organism in Eukaryota, Dinophyceae, Suessiales, Symbiodiniaceae. The record is from the annotation of a GenBank genome assembly.
AUGUGGAAGCGCUUCCACAACGUGUUGCGUUCGAGGCAUCGGAAGCGCUUGGAGAACUUUGGAAAGGAUGCGCCUAGUGGCGACGCCAAGGUCUUGGAUGAUUGCCGACAGCUGCUGAAGGAUGAGGAUUGGUUCGCUCGGAAGGUGGCAGUGGAGACCAUCGCCAAGGUUUCCAAGAAAGGUGAUGAGACGCAGUUGUCAUUGUUGUACACGGCCCUGGAGGAUGAUGACAUCUUCGUGCGGGAG